CUGCUACACAGAUGACACAGCCAUGGCCAGGUGUGUGGUGCGGUCUCUGCUAGCCAAGGGAGAAUUUGAUGAAGUUGAUAUGGCCAGGAGGUAAGGAGUUACAGUCAGCACAACAGGGAGAUCUGUGUUGCUUUUGCAAGUGAUAGUGAGUGAAAGCUAAGCACCCACUUUGAGCUGUUCCCGUUCAGUCCAGGAAAGUGGAGAGGAAUUCAGUCUGAAGUGGCCGCCUAUUUGUGUGGAGAGACUGAAAAGAGCAGUGGCCCCAGUGCUGCAAUUUGGCCUGUGCCUGCAGGGUUUGUGCCAUUCUAUAUUCUCAUUGACUUGAGUGGCAUCUCAAAUCUUAUGUUGAAACUAAACAGGGGGGACACUGUCAAUGUAACAUUUAUGUUAUUUGCUGAGGAGCACAAGAAGGAGCCAGAUCGGGGCUAUGGGAUGGCCGUCGUCAACGUGUUCAAGAAACUUCUGAGCCCCAAGUGCAGUGAUGUGUUUGAGCCAGCCCGAGUGCAGUUUAAUGGGAAAGGCUCCUACGGGAACGGUGGUGCUAUGAGGGUAGCAGGCGUUUCGCUGACUUACCCUGAUGUUCAGGAUGUGAAGAAGUUUGCGAAGCUCAGUGCUGAGUUGACCCAUGCCAACUCACUUGGCUAUAACGGAGCCAUCCUGCAGGCUCUGGCAGUGCACCUUGCCUUGCAGGGAGAGCUCAGUUGGGAAAGCUUCCUGGAGCAGCUGAUCGGCCACAUGGAGGAUGUAGAGGCAGAUGAUAAAUCUUUGGCUGAUGCACGAGCGAUGGGUUUUGAAGAAUUACCAUUUUCAAGACGUCUUAAGAAGAUCAAGGAAUUUUUGGAGCUUAGCACCGUUCCAAAGUCGGAUGUAUUGCUUGAGUUAGGAAAUGGCAUUGCUGCUCUGGAGUCUGUCCCCACUGCGAUUUACUCUUUCUUGCGCUCCCUGAAAUCUGACCCAGAUAUUCCCAAUCACUACAACAACCUACAGAGAGUCGUCAUCUACUGUAUCUCGCUGGGUGGAGACACAGAUACCAUAGCUACCAUGGCUGGAGCCAUUGCAGGAGCUUAUUAUGGGGAGGAGCAGGUACCCCUGUACUGGGAGCAGAGCUGCGAAGCUUUUCAAGAGACAGAGAUGUUGGCAAAUAGCUUGCAUGAACUCUACUGCCAACGACUUUGAGCCACAGAAGUGGUGUCUUGUGCCAAGGUUAAAGCGUCUACCUCUGUCUCACUGAUCAGAUCCAUGGCAAAUGGGUCCACCUUGUCUUUAAUGAUCUGUAACCUGUCCAACUCCAGAAUGGCACUUGCUGUCAUGUGUCGCAUGGUAGAAGUGAGACUUGGACCUUGUUUUUCUGUUACAGUUGAUCUGGAGGGUGCUUGCACAGAGCUUUGGACGAUGGAAUUUAUUGUCCCACCAAAGCACAGAGACAGUAUCUGGUUUCUGAUGAGAUUUCUGCUUCUUACCGAGGCCUUUCCUCCUGUCAGUGUCUCGUUCUGUCAUACGACUUGUCCAAGCAUCAAGUGGGGUCUAAAUCCAGGAACCAGCUUCCUGUCCUCUGUUUCCAGAUUCCACAGACUUCCAUUCAGAUGUUCACAGCCUAACCUUCAGGAAGCACUUGGGUUGCACCGUACCCAUAAAGCAAUUCUUUUGUCAUCUUUACUCUCUGCAUUACACCUGUGCCUAACUCCUUAAACUUUCCAUUGCCUUAUGCACCAGACUGCGACCUUCCAGAAUGCUGCUCUUGCUCUGGUUACUCUCUCUCCUCCCAGCGCCUAAUCUGUGCUGUGCUAUCCUUGCACCCCAUUCUGCACACCUGGUGUCCAGUGCAUGUGGCAAGGUCACUAAUAAACCAGUGGGAAGAGAUGUAGUAAAACCUAGUGGUACCUUAGGUCCAAAUUUUAGACCCAUUGAAGUCAGUGACAAAAAUCUGAUUGACUUCAGUGGGAACAGGAUGCAACUCUAAUUGCUUUCAACCUCUGCACCUGAUUGGGAUUGUCUAAAAGUGGACAGAAGGGCGAUUUCAGUUGAGAAUUCACGUCUGUUAAGAAAGGGCUCAUGUACUAGGAGACCGUGCAAAAGGUAGAUGAUGUAUUAGAAAACAGUGUUCUGCAGUGGGAUGUUUAAAAACGUGCCCAGUCAAGCAGGCAGAGAGGAAAUAAUCUGAGUCUGUAUGCCAGCUGAAUUGUGUAAAUAAUGUGUUUUGAAAUGUCUGUAGUAAUUAUAGAAAACAAAGAAAUAAAAACCAUCCUGUUUGCAGGCAGCUACCAUAUGGAAAUGGGUAUAAAUCCAAAUGUUCCAAAGAUUUUACUAAAACUGAGAAGUGAACACAUUACUAAUAGGGGGCUUAUUUCCUGCUGAUGUCAGCAGAAAGUUGUUGUGUACGUGUGAACAAUUUGGUUGUAAUUGGGUUAUUCCUCACCUUUCCUCUACUUUACUUCCCUAGAGUACCAAUCUAUUGCAUGAAGCUUUAAUGGAUUUUCCGAGUAUACACAUGACUUUGUCGUAUAAAUAUGUGGAAUUUACAGACUCUGCUGCAGAUCUGAAAAGUAAAACAUCAUAUCUUAAGAGAUUCUGCAAGAGACUUCAGAAUUUUCAAGGAAGACAUUUAAAAACAAAUCUUCUGUUUAAACUGAUCUUGUUUUUCUUUUGAAUGGAAAGAAGUUGUGGAGCUUGCACAGGUUAGCUUUUAUAAAGUUUAGCUUUUCCUAAAAUAGGAUUGGAAUGUGUUUUUCUUAAAAGUAAUCCAGUCACUUAGGAUCAUUGAAGGAAAAUACAGGAACAGUGGCUAAUUAUCAACGCAAAGGAGUUGUGUUGCAUAAAUCAGUCAUUAGCCUAGAGACUUAUUUGACCUCAGCCUCUUUAGGUACCAAACUAAAGUUUGGACGACUUGGACAAAGAGAUGUUCUUUAUACGUGCUUCUCCUAUGGAGCCUUUCCUAGCCGGGGUAAAAAUUCCUGGCCAUUCAACUGUAGCUGAACUUGGAACCCAGUAGGGAAAAUCUUUAUGCAUAUUUGCACAGACUAAUUGGACUGGAGCCUGUUCUCCAAUGGUGGUGUAUAGGGAUGGGAGUUUCUGGUGUGGAAACCUUGUGAAUCAGUGGCAGGCUCUUGAAGUGUUGCAGUGAAAAUGACAGCUCAGCUGCAGAAGGCCUUGGUCGUCUUCUAUGUCCUCUUUCACAGCUCUGCCAAGCAGAUCCUGCUUUUUUUCCUGUGUCCUUUGACGUUCAUGCAGAGCACAAUUCAUCUACUGGUAAAAAGCUCAGCGUGCUUCAACCAAAGCAGAUGCUAGUCUGCUGGCAGCAUUUCCCAUAUGUCCAAACACCAGUGACCAGACAGGCUCCCAGCAAAGAAACUGCACUCAGACUUGUGUAAUGCCUGUGAUGAUGAGUCAGUAACAUCACUGGAGCUAUGGUUGAUGGGCUGAGAAAGGGAUGUGGUCUUCCUGUUGUGUUGAGGCACCAUUUAUAAAUCUGGCUCCAUUACUUCCCCAGCACCUUCCCACAUUCUUAUUGGCGCUUUUGAGGCUUCCCUAGUAUCAAAUUUGCUCCGCAGUCGCCUCCUGCAAGCUGCAGUCAGCUUGGUUGGAAACUGCCCUGUGGGUGUCACCUGUAGUUGUAAUUUGCCAAGCCUGGCUCCACCUGUGAAGCUGGAAAACUGCAGGAGAGUAUUGAGUUUGUUAGCAGGAGCCGAAAGAUCUGUGCGCUCUCCUUGGGUUUCUUUGUUAUACUAUUGCAGACAGCUUUGAAUUUUAGCACUGCUAGUUAUUCCAGGGCCAAGGGCAUUUAGCCUUUACACUGUGUUAAGUGCAAAGGUGUUUGUGCUGACGCCAUCGCAGUAUGGGAUUUGGGAAUGAUCCUGAUUGUGUUUUCCCAGAUCUUGCCUCAGCAGUUAGAACAGUUCUGACAUUAUCCUUGCUCCCAUCUCCCUUCAUGACUGAUUUUGGCCUUUACUGAGCAGCACUGGUGAGGGAGGGUACAAAACUAGUCCGAAGUGCACUAAUGUGGUAAUUUUACGGUACUUUUACUAGACCACAGCUGCACUUUAAAUGCCACCUUUGGGCUUUAUUGUAUGUAAUUCUAUUUAGAGUUUUACCUUCUGCCUAUAUAUUUCCAUAUAUAGGGGCAGCCAGCCCCUUGUGAGGCUAAAUUACAAGGGGAAUCAUAGGAAAAGUUUUAGGCUAUUCUUCUCCCUCCUCCCCUCCCCCCUCCACGUCUCUUCUUUCAAGACUCAGUGUGCAACUGCAUUGCUAUGGUUUCUUAAUAAUGUUUCUCCGGAAAGCAGGUUGAAAACAUUUCCAGGUCAAUUAGUGGCAUCUUGUGAGGAGCUGGACUUCCUGCUUCAUUUGCAGUAAGUUUAAUUCUUGAAAUCUGCUGUAAAAACUGUUCUCACGAUGGCUGCUUUUGUUUACAAGCAGUGAAUGGUGCAUGUGUCAUGGUAAAAGUGGGUAACGCCUGUUAACAAUAGAAGGAGUUCAGUGCGUCAGUUAUACCGUGCAUUGUGUGGCAAUUGCAUGCCCCAAAGUAUUUCAGUGCUGGAGUUUUUGCUCCAGAGUUUUACUUGUAGAAAAUACUUGCAGUAAGGAGCAAUGGAUGGAAAGGAGUCAACUGCUGGAGCCUUGCUGCUAGAAUCAGUUCAGGUUAGUCUGUCUAGUGCGCCAAGAGUGUUCUGGGAGUAUUAAUAAGAUGCACCAAGACGACAAUUUGUCUUACACCCCUAAAUGUAAUAAGGUUUAAAGGGACAUGUCAACUUAAAAUUCACAUUUCUGCCUGGAAAUGUUUCACUGGCUAUAGUUAACAUUCCCAAUUAGGAGACCUGAAAGAGAUCACUUAAUAAAUAUUGUUUCCUUAGUGCCUCUGGCAGCACUUCAUGUAAUAGUCAGUUUCAACAUUUCUCCUGCAUAGUAAGCCAGUCCCUUUUGUCUGUGGAGAGAGAGAGUUUUUAAAAUAAGGGAAUGUGAUUAUAAAAGCACAAGAAAAUAGCAGUCAGAGGACUCAGAGGCAGGGUGGUAUCUAAAACUACUUUUA
Molecule: messenger RNA, 5020 nt
Organism: Chelonoidis abingdonii (Abingdon island giant tortoise)
Lineage: Eukaryota; Metazoa; Chordata; Testudines; Testudinidae
Gene: ADPRS
Product: ADP-ribosylserine hydrolase
Cellular component (GO): mitochondrion; nucleus
Source: RefSeq, a predicted model, not a curated record